CACAGCUCGGAGCAGAGAGACAGCAGCCGAGGCGAACGCAACCGUUUUGGCUAAAUCUGCCUUCUUAGGCGUGGAGUUACCUGCUGUAUGACGUGUUUCGGCCGGCCGCAGCCAAAGGGAUCCUGGGGAAACACGGGAUGCUGUGCAGCAUUACAGAAGUGGGAGGAAGACGGAAUGCGAGCGUGACCGAAUGGCUUCUCCGGUGCUGCCUUUAACAAGAGACGGUGAGAAGCAGCCACAUUCUCGUGCCGUCCUGGAACGCCUCUCAGCUGUGCUGCACGUCCGCAAGCAGGGCGAAUCAACCGGAGGGGGGUCCCUCGGGGAUGCCGGUUGUAACCCGGCCCGGAGAUGCCAUGACCGGUGUCAUUCAGCUGCGAGGCGCUCGGAGGUCAAACUGCGUCCUUUUGGGGAGGAGAAAGUGCGCGUCUGCUGUGACGAGGAAUUGGAGACAUCUUUCACCUAUAUAGAUGAAAACGUCAACCUGGCGAUUGGCAGCCCAGAGACAAGCUGUAAAAGUUCUCAAAAAAACGGGCGCACCUGCGAGUCGUGCUCAGAAACCGUACCAGAAUUCUCUUUCAUGUCUGAGGAUGAUCUAUCCUUUGUGGAGGCCUCAGGGUCCUCAGUGGACUACUGGUUUAUAAGCGCAGUCACUUUUUUGGUGACGGGCAUCUCUUUGGUGAUCAUCUCCUACGCUGUGCCCCGGGAUGUGGUCGUGGACAGGGACACUGUCUCGGCCAGGGAGAUGGAGAAAAUGGAACUGGAGAAUGCGCGCAUUGGAGCUCACCUGGACCGAUGUGUCAUAGCAGGAUUGUGCUUGUUGACUCUGGGAGGGGUUGUCCUCUCCACGCUGCUCAUGAUCUCCAUGUGGAAAGGAGAGAUGUAUAGGAGAAAAGUCAUUGCGUAUUCUAAACGUUCCGCCAAACUGUAUGGUUCCAUUAGCCUGAAAACUAAAUCCAGUCCCAGUCACUCCUCUGCACACUUGUCCCUUGAGGAUAUUGUGGAAAGUUUGAACUAGCAAUGCACAGUUUUGUUUCAAAUGACGGGCUUCACACACAUUUUCAUCACAUCUUCACCUUGGAUGUGGAAGUCUGCAAUAUUUUAGUUUAUGCUGUCCACUCAGAAAAAGGCCAUUUCUAUUCUUCACUUUUCUGGGUCGAGCGUGAGCUGAGCUGGAGCCUGUCCGAGCUGAAUUUGGACAGGAGGCCAAGUCCACCCUGAACCGGUCAUCAGCCACUCUCAGUCAUUUAGUCCAAGUGAGUGACAUACGUUUACAUUUUAUUCACAGAUCAUACUACUCAGUACGUUUUCUCAUUUACUAGUUGGGUAUAAUGCAAUUGUUUUUAGACAUGACAAGAAAACAGCUCUUCUUCAUGACGACACCUACAGUUACAGAAAUACAACAACUUCAGAAUAUGCUAAAAUAAUGGCCCGUGUAAUUUUUUAAUUUUUUUUUUAUAAAAACAGACUCAAAUUCUGAUUAGAUUAUAUUACCAGUUUAAUUUCGGGGGAAGAAAGGAAUUAUCUUUUUAACUAAAGAUGGAGGUGUAUUUAGCAGAGCGAGCAUCCCGAGGAGCUUUUAAGGCCAAAAAAAAAAAAGAAAAAAAAGAAGUCAAAUUAUGGCUUAUGCCAUUGCUUUAAGAGGCUGGUGAUAUUUUGCUGUGUAAAUUACAUUCAGAGGUAAUUCAACUCAGUAUAAUGCAUUCUGGUAGGCCCAGGAGCAUUUGGACAAGUUUAGCAAGAAGUACUCUGCAUAAAACAGUUACAGUACAAUUGCGAGCUGGUAAACUCCAUACUUUGCAAAACCUACUCCAUAUUAGUAAUAACAUCUUAUAUACAUCAAUUUUCUAUACCGCUUGUCCUCAUAGAUUUGUGGACGAGCUGGAGCCUAUCCCAGCUCAUUUUGGACAAGAAGUGGAGCAUACCCCGGUCAGGUCACCAAUCAACAGCAGGAUAUGUAUCGAUU
Molecule: messenger RNA, 1963 nt
Organism: Hippocampus comes (tiger tail seahorse)
Lineage: Eukaryota; Metazoa; Chordata; Actinopteri; Syngnathiformes; Syngnathidae
Gene: tmem74
Product: transmembrane protein 74
Exons: 2
Coding region: 191-1015 (274 amino acids)
Source: RefSeq, a predicted model, not a curated record